Puccinia triticina is the source of this 555-nucleotide messenger RNA. RefSeq lists its product as uncharacterized. The transcript has a single exon. Lineage: Eukaryota; Fungi; Basidiomycota; Pucciniomycetes; Pucciniales; Pucciniaceae. The record is from RefSeq and is a predicted model, not a curated record. Bases 1 to 555 code for a protein of 184 amino acids.
AUGUCUUCUCACUACAUUGUUGACCGAUUGAAGCUCACGUUCACCAAAGAUUCUCCUCCUCCUCUUCAUCUCAACUUCCAUCUGGAGUUCACUGGCGCCUCAAGCAACACUGAGCGGGAUGAAUUCAUGGAUACAACGAUUGAAGAUACCGUCAAAGACAAUGAAUCCGUCAAUCAAUCCUUCCAUGCGGAUGAAUCCCUCAACACCGAUCAAUCCCUCAUCGCCAACCAAUCCCUUAACGCCAAUGAAUCUCUCAAUGUCGAUCAAUCCUUUGCAGAUGAAUCCCUCAACGCCAAUCAAUCCCUCAUCGCCAACCAAUCCCUCAAUGCCAAUCAAUCUCUCAACGACAAUCAAUCCCUCAACGCCAAUCUAUCCCUGAAUCCUGAUCAAUCCCUCAAUGUCAAUCUACAAGAAGAUCCACUCGUCUUUGAACAAUUGUUUUCCCUUCCCCAAGCAACACCCACAGCGCAGAAUGAGCCCAAAAAAGCUUCUUCCACAUCGAUUCGAUUGAAGGUCAUCCCCCCAACCCGACGCUCUGCCAGGAAGAAAAAAUGA